AACACUUGAAGGAAUAAUUAAUCUCCAUCCUCUCUCUUUCUCUCUUCCAUAUCUCUUCCAUUAAUGCAUGGCAUAUAUAUAUAUAUAUAUAUAUAUAUAUGAGAAGAUGAACAAGCUUGGCAUCAAAAUUUGAAGAUGGUGAAGACUUCACAAAAGAGGUCAAUGAUCAUCACAUGUUGUUUUAGCAAACAAGAAGAAGAGAUCAACCUCAAAACAGCAAAGCCCAAACUCGGGAUAACCAAAUCCUCUUUUCGUAGGUUGUCAUUCUCCGAUAUUAGUAACUCCACAUCCCCUGAAGACUUAUCUUUAUCUUUAGUCGGCUCCAAUCUCUAUGUCUUCACUUUGCAUGAGCUAAAACUCGCUACUCAAAGCUUCUCUACAGCUAACUUCCUCGGCGAAGGCGGCUUCGGUCCCGUCUUCAAAGGCUUUGUCGAUGAAAAAGUUCGGCCGGGUCUCAAAGCUCAGACUGUCGCCGUCAAAGUCUUAGACUUAGACGGCGCUCAGGGACACAAAGAAUGGCUUGCUGAGGUGAUAUUUUUGGGACAGUUGAGGCAUCCACAUCUUGUGAAGUUGAUUGGUUAUUGUUGUGAAGAUGAACAAAGGUUGCUUGUUUAUGAGUUCAUGGCUAAAGGGAGCUUGGAGAACCAUCUCUUCAAAAGGUUUUUUGUAAGUUUGCCAUGGGCAACAAGGUUGAAGAUUGCAGUGGGAGCUGCCAAAGGACUUGCAUUUCUCCAUGAAACUGAGAAGCCUGUCAUUUAUAGAGAUUUCAAAGCUUCAAAUAUUUUACUAGAUUCGGAAUAUAAAGCAAAGCUUUCAGAUUUUGGGCUUGCAAAAGAUGGGCCGGAAGGAGAUGAGACUCAUGUUUCCACACGUGUGAUGGGAACCCAAGGUUAUGCUGCACCAGAAUAUAUAAUGACUGGUCAUCUUACUACAAAAAGCGAUGUUUAUAGUUUUGGGGUAGUUUUAAUGGAACUACUAACCGGAAGAAAAUCAACAGAUAAAACUCGACCAGCCAAAGAACAAAACUUAGUUGAAUUUGGUCGACCUUAUUUAAAAGACGAGCGAAAACUAACCCGAAUAAUGGACCCAAGCAUGGAUGGUCAGUACUCAACAAGGAUUGCAAUGAAGGUGGCAUCAAUAGCAUACCAGUGCCUGAGCCAGAGUCCUAAAUCAAGGCCUCAAAUGUCAGCUAUUGUUGAUGCAUUGGAGCCAUUGGAAAAACUUGAAGACAUUAACAAUGAGCCUUUUGUUUAUACAAUUACUAGUACCACUAUUACAAAUAAUAAUAAUAAUAAUAAUAAUAAUAAUAAUAAUAAUAAUAAUUCAUGGAAUGAAUUGGAUGAUAAGGAGGAUGGAAAUGAAGUUAGAUUCAAUCAACAAUACAAUGGGCAUAUACAUAAGUUGAGGUCACCAAAAACACCUAGUUUUUUUUAUGGAUUGGAGAGAAGAAAUUCUCAGAAGAAUCAUCAAUCAGGGUAAGUAGCAGGAUUUGUGGAGGAGGUUGGAUCAUUGCAACUAUUUGUUGUUUCAUGGUUAUUUCUUUGUCUGCUUGAUGGGAAAGAGCUCAUGCAUUAUUUUGCCUGAGUGUUGAUGAAUUUGUGGAUAUUUAUUGGGAGAUUAUGAAGAUUGUAAUUGUGAGA
Messenger RNA from Dioscorea cayenensis subsp. rotundata (Guinea yam), 1640 nucleotides. RefSeq names its product serine/threonine-protein kinase RIPK-like. Gene Ontology annotation, biological process: protein phosphorylation. The transcript has 5 exons. The record is from RefSeq and is a predicted model, not a curated record. Lineage: Eukaryota; Viridiplantae; Streptophyta; Magnoliopsida; Dioscoreales; Dioscoreaceae. Gene Ontology annotation, molecular function: protein kinase activity; ATP binding. Bases 136 to 1479 code for a protein of 447 amino acids.